This is a messenger RNA of Trametes versicolor FP-101664 SS1, 201 nucleotides long. RefSeq lists its product as uncharacterized. Lineage: Eukaryota; Fungi; Basidiomycota; Agaricomycetes; Polyporales; Polyporaceae. The annotation marks the transcript as partial. The record is from RefSeq and is a predicted model, not a curated record. The transcript has a single exon. Gene Ontology annotation, cellular component: nucleus. Gene Ontology annotation, molecular function: DNA-binding transcription factor activity, RNA polymerase II-specific; RNA polymerase II cis-regulatory region sequence-specific DNA binding. Gene Ontology annotation, biological process: regulation of transcription by RNA polymerase II.
CGCGCGUACCCCUGUACCAUGGACGGAUGCGGGCGGCGCUUUGCCCGUCGCUACAACCUGCUUGAACAUGUGCGAAGCGUUCACAGUGCUAAGCUCACCGAACGCGGCGCGUUCGUACGCGCACAUCGUCCGCACCAAUGUACUGUGGACCAUUGUAGCCACAGUUAUGCUCGUCAGCGUGACCUGCAAGCCCACAUGCGU